This is a messenger RNA of Chelonus insularis, 1041 nucleotides long. Its product is annotated as Bprotein-1-related complex subunit 8 homolog. The transcript is spliced from 3 exons. Gene Ontology annotation, cellular component: BORC complex. The record is from RefSeq and is a predicted model, not a curated record. Lineage: Eukaryota; Metazoa; Arthropoda; Insecta; Hymenoptera; Braconidae. The coding region runs from base 264 to 794 and encodes 176 amino acids.
UUCUCAUUGGCGCGAAGUAUGUAUAACUUUUCCACAAAAAUGACGAAUAAAAAAAUAAUUAAUUGGUUCAAACAAAAGGAUUCCUUUCAAAAGUUAUCGAUUACAUGGUUCUGUCAAGAUCAGCUGUGAUCAGUGACGAUCAGCUGUUAUUUGUGUUUAUAAAUGAAAGCUGGUGCCAGAUAUUACAUUUAAAAGAAUGUUAAUUAUUAUUUAAGAAAUAAUUAAAUAAAUUUAAUUAGUAGUUUUAGGAAUAUUGAAUAAAAAUGAAUGCUAAAGUAUAUCAGCCAGAUCAAGAGCUUGAAACGAAGGUUAAAAAAGCUACUGAAAGGAUAUCAGAAAAUAUGCACAUUGUUGCUAAUGAGCCUUCUUUAGCAUUCUAUCGUUUACAAGAACAUGUGCGAAAAGCUUUACCUCCAAUGGUGGAAAAACGUGUGGAAGUCAUUGCACUUCAACGACAACUCCAAGGACAUUGCUAUGAUGCAGAAUAUGCUGUUAGUGCCAUAAAAACAAUGCAAAGAGCUGAGAAAAAUUUUAGUAAUACUCUCGAAUAUUUAAAGAAUGCAAUUCAUUACCGACAACAAUUAAAGUUUGAAGAACAGAGAAAAAAUAAGAAAGAUGGUCAAAGAGAUUCAAUGUAUAAACGAUUAUCAGCACAUAUUACGACAUUAGAUUAUUUACCUGAUGAAAUAUCAGAUGUAGUAAGAGAAACUGCGAACAAAGUGGAAUCAAUGAUGAACAGUGCAAGACAUAAUAAUAGUGAAUCACAAAAAGCAAAUACUACUCAAAAUCAUUGAUAAAUUAAAUCAGAUCCGAUCAAUUAAAUCAAUGAAUUAUAAUAUUUAAAAUAAGCAUAAUUCAUAUUAUACAUAUAAGAAUAAUAGUUUAUAAUAUUAUUGUUACCAAAACAAAAUGAAUGGCUAAGGCAGGUAAAUGAAUAACAGAAGAAUUGAAAUUCAUUAAAUUCUAGUAAUUUAUCUUAAUUGUGAAUUACUUCAUCUAGUUAUUAUUAUAGAAAAAUUUGUAUUUAUCUAAAUCAAAAAA